Globicephala melas (long-finned pilot whale) is the source of this 3131-nucleotide messenger RNA. RefSeq names its product FKBP prolyl isomerase 9 (gene FKBP9). NCBI's taxonomy places the organism in Eukaryota, Metazoa, Chordata, Mammalia, Artiodactyla, Delphinidae. The record is from RefSeq and is a predicted model, not a curated record. Gene Ontology annotation, cellular component: endoplasmic reticulum. Gene Ontology annotation, molecular function: calcium ion binding; peptidyl-prolyl cis-trans isomerase activity.
GGGGCGGGGGGCGGGAGAGAGCGGGUGGUUGCUGCUGCCCGGGGAGGGCUGGGAGUCUUUUCCACGUUUGCAAACGCCGCCGCACGCCCAGGCCCGACUCACGCCGCCCGAGCUCAGCGCGCCUCUCCAGCUCCGCGCCGCGACCCCCUUUCCUCGCUGCCCGCGAUGGCGAUCAGGGCCCGGGGUUGGCGGCCCCCGCCGCCGCCGCUGCUCCUGCUGCUGCUCUGGGUGACCGGGCGGGCGGCGCCCGUGGCGGGCCUGGGGCUGGGCUCCGACACGGAGCUGCAGAUCGAGCGGCGCUUCGUGCCCGACGAGUGUCCCCGCACCGUGCGCAGCGGCGACUUCGUGCGCUACCACUACGUGGGAAUGUUCCCAGACGGCCAGAAGUUCGACUCCAGCUAUGACAGAGACUCCACUUUCAACGUGUUUGUGGGAAAAGGACAACUGAUUGCAGGAAUGGACCAAGCUCUGGUCGGGAUGUGUGUAAAUGAGAGGCGUUUUGUGAAGAUCCCCUCAAAGCUGGCCUAUGGAAGUGAAGGAGUUUCUGGUGUGAUUCCCCCAGAUUCAGUGCUUCAUUUUGAUGUACUUCUGAUGGAUAUUUGGAAUUCGGAAGAUCAGGUUCAGAUUCACACUUACUUCAAGCCCCCCAGUUGCCCUCGGACCAUCCAGGUGUCUGAUUUUGUUAGGUACCACUACAAUGGAACGUUCUUGGAUGGGACACUGUUUGAUUCGAGUCACAAUCGCAUGAAAACAUAUGACACAUAUGUGGGAAUUGGCUGGCUGAUUCCUGGAAUGGACAAAGGGCUGCUGGGGAUGUGUGUGGGAGAAAAGCGCAUCAUCACCAUACCUCCUUUUCUGGCCUAUGGAGAAGAUGGAGAUGGGAAAGACAUUCCUGGGCAGGCAUCUCUGGUGUUUGAUGUUGCAUUAAUGGACCUCCAUAACCCCAAGGAUGGCAUUUCCAUUGAGAAUAAGGUAGUUCCUGAAAACUGUGAGCGGCAAAGUCAAACGGGGGACUUUCUCAGGUAUCAUUACAACGGCACACUUCUGGAUGGUACAUUCUUUGAUUCCAGCUACUCGCGGAACCGCACCUUUGACACGUACAUUGGGCAGGGCUACGUGAUUGCUGGGAUGGAUGAAGGUUUACUCGGCGUUUGCAUUGGAGAGAAGAGGAGGAUCGUGGUCCCCCCUCACCUGGGGUAUGGCGAGGAAGGAAGAGGGAACAUCCCCGGCUCGGCUGUGCUGGUGUUUGACAUCCAUGUGAUUGACUUUCACAACCCUUCAGACUCCAUCAGCAUCACCUCCCACUAUAAGCCCCCCGACUGUUCAGUGCUGAGUAAGAAGGGGGAUUACCUCAAGUAUCACUACAACGCCUCGCUUCUGGAUGGGACGCUGCUGGAUUCCACGUGGAACUUAGGUAAAACAUAUAAUAUCGUUCUGGGAUCUGGACAAGUCGUGUUGGGAAUGGAUAUGGGUCUCAGAGAGAUGUGCGUUGGAGAGAAACGGACUGUGAUCAUUCCACCCCACCUGGGCUACGGGGAGGCUGGUGUGGAUGGAGAAGUGCCCGGCAGUGCUGUGUUGGUGUUUGACAUCGAGCUGCUGGAGCUCGUGGCCGGCCUGCCGGAGGGGUACAUGUUCAUAUGGAACGGCGAGGUGUCAGCCAACCUCUUUGAAGAAAUUGACAAGGACGGCAAUGGAGAAGUCCUCCUGGAAGAGUUCUCAGAAUACAUUCAUGCCCAGGUGGCAUCUGGCAAAGGGAAACUUGCCCCUGGAUUCGAUGCUGAGAUGAUUGUGAAGAAUAUGUUCACCAACCAGGACCGGAAUGGAGAUGGGAAGGUCACGGCUGAGGAGUUUAAACUCAAAGACCAGGAGGCAAAACACGACGAACUCUAAACCUGUUAUGAGCCACUUGUGUGAUGCCAAGCCCCCUGUUGUGGCAGAAUGUGCAGUGAGGGUGCGAGGGUCUCUCAGAAGGGGAAUCGUCAGCAAGUAGUAGGUGGGUCAUAUAGUACCUGGGACAUACAUCGGGGUGGGUUGAUACACAUGCUGAGAAUUUUAGGCUGAUGCCAGUGAUACUAAAAAAAUCAGUGCGGGUGCCUUAGCAUGGGUUGUGUAGAAUAUUGAAAAUGCUGCAUUGUCAUAAGUUUUGUGAGCCUUCUGGGUAGUUUUGUUAUGAAAGGAAAAUAGUGUCAUACAGGAGUUAUAAUCAUCUUGGAGGGAACAGAAGAACACGUGUCUAGGAUAUUUACAUAAAGAGGAUUAAAAAUGUUUUUAACUUGCUGGUGUUUUAAAAUUAUUCUCCAGAUGGCUAGAAGAGACAGAGGGCAUGCCCCAGCAGGAUUCCCAGACAGCCCCAGAGAAGUUUUCCCAAUGGCCCGUAUGGGCCCUGGUAAUGCCCAACCUCCACCGUGCCUCUACUCACACACUCACACAGACACACACACACACACACACACACACACACACACAGGUGUGCUCUUCUAGUUAAUCAUACCCCACCUCACUGUGGUCCUCCCAUUGGCUAGGUAACUUGGAUGUUAAAAAGAAAAUCAGUGGACCAAACAAAAGGCAUCUUGGACCAUGAGUAGAGAAUUUGAUUCUGCAUUUGUCACAUAAGAUUAUCUUCUUCACUCUUGCUUAUUCCCAUCACUCUAUCCCAUAGCACCCUCUCUUCUCACCCUGAAUCCUUUGAUCAGAUAUAGAUACACAUAGGGCUGGUGGCUAAGCCUAGCUCCAGAGUUAUCUCACUGUGGCCAAGACGGAAAUGUCAUCCCAACAGGUGAGCAUAGACAAAGUGACAUAUUUCUGCCUCUCAUUCAUGUCCUAGAGAGGGAGGUGCCCUAAGGCCUGGGAGCCUCUCUCUGCAUAGGAGAAGGACACUGUACCUGCUGGCCUGUCCCCACGUUAUGCAGUAACCACCUUGCUGCCUCAUGUCCUCUGUUCCCAAGUGGUGGUGGCACUCAUCCUGCAGUAACCAAUGAUUUUCCUUUUGAAACAGCUUUGUUUUACUAAUUUAAACUAUUUUGUACUGAUGUAGCCCUGAGAUAGAUCGUUCCUGAAAAUGCUGUGCACUCAUUCAAUGGAAUAAAUGUUGGAAGAUGACUUUUUCAUAAAUAAAAUAUUGAAUUAUAUCA